Gorilla gorilla gorilla (western lowland gorilla) is the source of this 984-nucleotide messenger RNA. Its product is annotated as small ribosomal subunit protein uS5-like. The transcript has a single exon. Gene Ontology annotation, molecular function: structural constituent of ribosome; RNA binding. Gene Ontology annotation, biological process: translation. Lineage: Eukaryota; Metazoa; Chordata; Mammalia; Primates; Hominidae. Bases 40 to 921 code for a protein of 293 amino acids. The record is from RefSeq and is a predicted model, not a curated record. Gene Ontology annotation, cellular component: ribosome; cytosolic small ribosomal subunit.
CAAAACAAAAUCAGAGCUUCUUUUCCGAGAAAACACCAAAUGGCGGAUGACGCCGGUGCAGCGGGGGGGCCCGGAGGCCCUGGUGGCCCUGGGAUGGGGAACCGCGGUGGCUUCCGCGGAGGUUUCGGCAGUGGCAUCCGGGGCCGGGGUCGCGGCCGUGGACGGGGCCGGGGCCGAGGCCGCGGAGCUCGCGGAGGCAAGGCCGAGGAUAAGGAGUGGAUGCCCGUCACCAAGUUGGGCCGCUUGGUCAAGGACAUGAAGAUCAAGUCCCUGGAGGAGAUCUAUCUCUUCUCCCUGCCCAUUCAGGAGUCAGAGAUCAUUGAUUUCUUCCUGGGGGCCUCUCUCAAGGAUGAGGUUUUGAAGAUCAUGCCAGUGCAGAAGCAGACCCGUGCCGGCCAGCGCACCAGGUUCAAGGCGUUUGUUGCUAUCGGGGACUACAAUGGCCACGUCGGUCUGGGUGUUAAGUGCUCCAAGGAGGUGGCCACUGCCAUCCGUGGGGCCAUCAUCCUGGCCAAGCUCUCCAUCGUCCCCGUGCGCAGAGGCUACUGGGGGAACAAGAUUGGCAAGCCCCACACUGUCCCUUGCAAGGUGACAGGCCGCUGUGGCUCUGUGCUGGUACGCCUCAUCCCUGCACCCAGGGGCACUGGCAUCGUCUCCGCACCUGUGCCUAAGAAGCUGCUCAUGAUGGCUGGUAUCGAUGACUGCUACACCUCAGCCCGGGGCUGCACUGCCACCCUGGGCAACUUCGCCAAGGCCACCUUUGAUGCCAUUUCUAAGACCUACAGCUACCUGACCCCCGACCUCUGGAAGGAGACUGUAUUUACCAAGUCUCCCUAUCAGGAAUUCACUGACCACCUCGUCAAGACCCACACCAGAGUCUCCGUGCAGCGGACUCAGGCUCCAGCUGUGGCUACAACAUAGGGUUUUUAUACAAGAAAAAUAAAGUGAAUUAAGCGUGAAAAAAAAAAAAAACAAAAAACAAAA